Messenger RNA from Hypoxylon fragiforme, 594 nucleotides. RefSeq lists its product as uncharacterized. Bases 1 to 594 code for a protein of 197 amino acids. The record is from RefSeq and is a predicted model, not a curated record. Lineage: Eukaryota; Fungi; Ascomycota; Sordariomycetes; Xylariales; Hypoxylaceae. The transcript has 2 exons. Gene Ontology annotation, biological process: cytoskeleton-dependent cytokinesis. Gene Ontology annotation, cellular component: dynactin complex.
AUGGGUUCUACGCUUGACAACACGACGCUUUCUACUAUAUCUCUGCUCGAGGCGCGCCUCAUGCGCAUAGAGCAUUUGCUAUUCGGCCACACAACACAACAACCCAAAGUAUCGGCGACCAGGAGCAUGCAAGAGCUCGAACAUCGAUUUGGGAUUCUCCUCCAACGAAUGCGCGUGUACGCCGAGCUCCUCAAACUCUACAAAUCUCAACCAACGCUCUUUCAGCCUCCUCCUCCCUCCGAGCCUCCGUCUGAACUCUCCUCCGAUGCUCUGCGCGCCAUUGUCCUCGCCGCUGCAUCCUCAUACCCCGCUACUGCGUCUGCCCUGACAGCCAUUUCCGACACACCGGUGCCCGACCCGGCGCACACGGCGAGCCUAGCGUCCUUGCUGCCGCGUAUGAAGGGCAUCGAGGCGACACAGCUGGCGCAGGCCGCCGAAAUCGCGGAGCUGAGAGCCCGCAGCGAGGAUGUCAUACGCCGCUGGUACGAGGGUGACGUCUUGGGGUACUCGAACUUUGUGGCAGGUGUGGAGGGACGCGUAGAGAGGGCUGAGCGCUCUGUGAGAAGAGUGGAGAAGGCAAGAACUGAGAUUUGA